Molecule: messenger RNA, 939 nt
Organism: Saccostrea cuccullata (small rock oyster)
Lineage: Eukaryota; Metazoa; Mollusca; Bivalvia; Ostreida; Ostreidae
Product: conserved oligomeric Golgi complex subunit 1-like
Exons: 8
Biological process (GO): intra-Golgi vesicle-mediated transport
Cellular component (GO): Golgi apparatus; COG complex
Source: RefSeq, a predicted model, not a curated record
UUUUAUGAAAUAUUUUUUUCUGGCAGUUUAUGUAAAACAUUUGAUGAGAAACUACAAGGAAUGGUGCAGGAUUCCCUGAGUUAUCUUUCCUUGUCGUGCGAGGAGGAUCACAGAGUGGUGGGACCUGAGCCGUUCGACCGUCUCUCUGACACGGACACACUGUGUGAACACAUACAGACAACCUGUAAAGCCGGCUUAGAAGAGUUAUUGAAGUACCUGUCUGAACAUUUGAAGUUAUGGGAGAAAUCAUUGCAAGAAAUAAAAGAUGUGAACAUUAAUCAGCUAACACAAGACAAGGUCCUUUUGGUAGGCAGACUGUGCUCUGCACUAGGAGAUAUGGUUCCAGCUCUUCAGCAAUGCAUCAUGGGUAAAUCUGCUAUCCAUGGGACAGAUAGUCACAGAGGACAGAAAAAGCCAUCUUCUCAUAGUAGCAGUAAAAGUGUAGAAAAUCCUGAAUGGGUCAAGACGAAAGAGAGGCUGUGUAACUGUCACAAAGAGGCAUACAGAAUCUGGGUGGACCACUUAACAGAGACUGUGGUGUCCAGAUUCAGGAGUGCAGUUUGUUCCAGAGAACAUAGGAAUGCCCUCAUUCACUGUACAAGGUGGGAUGAGGUCAACAUAGAGGAAGAAACCGAAGAUGGGAAGAAGAUCAGUUCCAAAAUCAGGGUCCCAAUGCAGGCCUCCUGGUAUGUCCAAGAUCUGCUGUACAGUCUGUGUAGAGAAAUCAACAGAGUGGGAGGGCAUGCAGUGCAAAGGGGUACAUUGCAACAACUUGUCUUCAAAGUAUCAGAUGCAGUAAUGAAAUGCUUUGAAGAGGUUAUUUCUCACAGCAAGAAGAAUGACAAGGACUAUCUUCCUCUGACUCAACAGAGGGCUCUUCAACUCAUCUUUGACAUAAAAUUCAUCCUACAAAUAAUUCCCAGGAAAGAUGACACUGUG